AAAACGUGACUGGUGCAUGGAAAAAUUAUUUAACCCAACAACACAGUCAGAUAAUUUCAUUUGCAUCACUUCAUGUUCCCACGAGGCUACGAGCUGAAGACCAAGACAAUCAAUUUUAGAAGCAACACCGGGCAGGAGCAGAAUUUGUGAAUGAACUUCAGUCGUUUUACUUUUGCUGCGACAAGGAAACGUUCUGUCUGACAUGGGUCACUGUUGGUCAUGUAUGUGUAAGGAUAAGACAACUCUCUUCCGUCGAGGUGGAUGCUUAGACGAUUGGGUUUUCGUAGAUUCCGAUGUUGAAGACGACGAAGAAAAAUUUUACCGAGAUGAGGCACUCGACGAAAUCCUGUCAGCCUUCGAGGAAGCUCUCUCCUGGCCGAAAGAACAAAACCACUUCCCAAAUUCGACGGCCAUUGAUACUAUGAACUCAAUGUUCGGCAUGGCUACUUCAGAAAUGUCUCGCUUGGCUUCGGAGAAUAAAUUUACCGAGGCUGAUGAAAUAGCCGAUGCUAUCGUAGAACUUUAUUACGUUUGGGGAGAGGGUGUCUUUAGCUCUCUGAACGUGACGUUUUUCACGAGAGAAGAGAUUUCGCUUAACCGGUUUACCAUCAAAGUUGGACAAUACCUAAAACCAGAGCCGUUGCAGGAGCGAGAAAAUGACAUAGCGGUCAAGCUGUAUUUCUUCAUUGUUUACGAUAUGGACCUAGAGAAAUACGUUUGCACAUACCACUUGGAAUACAGAGAUUUUAGUGGAAUGUCUGCUGGAGUUUAUUUUCUGAGGCUCAAAUCUCGCAGAGGAAGGUUCCAGGUUGCAUCUUAUGGCGAGGGCUGUCCAACAUACUGGAAAAUUCGACAAGAUGUUUUGAAAGACUUCUCCAAGAGAAAGCGGACCUUUAUUUCAUGUUAAUGUAGUUUUGAAGUUUCCAUGGGUUUGGGAUCGAGAAUACGUACAAUCCUUCGCUAGCUGUAAACAGGAGUUCAUUUGAGGUUGUGAUAUUUGGACAGUUCCUUGUCCACUAUUCUUAUAUUAAGUGAGUCGUAAAACCUUUAAUGACCGCAAGGGAUAUUUCAUAUAAUUCACAAUGAGGAAGUUUUGUAAAUAAUGUACGGUUUGCAAGAGGAGUGGAAAUAUUUUGUUUGUCUUAACUAGUUUUAUGGUUGGUAUAGUCAGUGCGGUUAAAGAACGGCAUGCGGAAAACUGAAAACUACGUAUCAAAGUUCUAAUCGCCGCUGUUUCAUACUAAAUGAUGAGUAUAAACUACGAAUAAAACAAACAUGACAAAGUUAAAACUUAACCCAUUGUUCCUGAGAGCGAAAUCAAUGCCACUGUUCUGCGAAAAUAAAUCUCUA
This is a messenger RNA of Stylophora pistillata, 1350 nucleotides long. RefSeq lists its product as uncharacterized. The record is from RefSeq and is a predicted model, not a curated record. NCBI's taxonomy places the organism in Eukaryota, Metazoa, Cnidaria, Anthozoa, Scleractinia, Pocilloporidae.